Molecule: messenger RNA, 2070 nt
Organism: Coregonus clupeaformis (lake whitefish)
Lineage: Eukaryota; Metazoa; Chordata; Actinopteri; Salmoniformes; Salmonidae
Product: flocculation protein FLO11-like
Exons: 4
Coding region: 175-2070 (631 amino acids)
Cellular component (GO): nucleus
Source: RefSeq, a predicted model, not a curated record
UCUCCUUUACCGAACCCAAAUCUGAGGGUUCUGGUUGUAACCGUGGAGCCCAGAGUGUACAGCAGGCUCCAGAGAUGGCGUCAGUGAAGCUGGAAGACUGCAGUCAAACACUGGAGCUGAAUGUCAACGUUAAAGAUGAAGUAAAGGAGGAAGAGAUUGAAACAUUUGUGUAUCAUGAGCCGCUCAAUAGAAGAGACGGAAGAACAGAAAGUCUUACUACUCAAAGGAAAAAGAAAACAGAAAGGAAUGGAGGAAACUGAAAAAAAGAGGCACAGAUUCACCCCUGGAGAUGAGGAUCGUAUUAUUUCGGGGGUUCUUGGGCACUGGGAGGACCUCUUCGGCGCCCAGGCCCACAUUCGCCCCCGGGGGUCAAAGACUGCAACCUGGAACAGCAUCGCGGGUACCUUGACCUCGGCUGUGGCGAGAUGUGGCGACGAUGUCCGGAAGAAGUACAAUCUCAUCAGGAACCAAAUCAAGCAGAAGGUUUCAUCUCUCCGGGCAUUGUCCAGCCAGACUGGUGGGGGGCCCAACACUGUGCUGGAGCUGACCCACCUGGAGCAGCAACUGCUCUCCCGAAUGGCAGAGACCGUAACAGGUGUAGGGCCUGCUGAUCUGGGAAUUGGUCCCUCUCAGGGAGACAUCUCCAGCUCUGGCCCCCCACCAGCAGCAGAAGAGAGCACUGUGGAGUCCGCUUUACCCUCUAAUGUCACCAUGGAGGAGGUACCCUCCACCUCACCAUCAACACCUUGGCCAGCGCCAACAGUGCCACCCCAUCCCAUCACCUCCCGUCCUGCACCAUCUCACUCCAUCCACUCUGGCUCUGCUCCCCAACCCAUCACCUCCCGUCCUGCACCAUCUCACUCCAUCCACUCUGGCUCUGCUCCCCAAUCCAUCACCUCCCGUCCUGCACCAUCUCACCCCAUCCACUCUGGCUCUGCUCCCCAAUCCAUCACCUCCUGUCCUGCACCAUCUCACCCCAUCCACUCUGGCUCUCCACCCCAACCCAUCACGUCUGGCUGGACACCACAGGGCCCCCAAGCCAAACUGCUCCAACACAUCCUGGACACACAAACACAACAAAUCCAUGUUACACAGACCUCCCAACACAUCAACCAAGCUCUUUAUGAUUUAUUAGAAAAAGCACAUGAAACACAGAAGGCACACCUGGAUGUGGAGAAGAACCGGCUCCAGCUGGAUAGGGAGCGCUUGAGGGUGGAGACAGAGCGCCUGCAGGUGGAGAGGGAGCGCCUCCAGCUGGAGAAGGAUCGCCUGGGGGAAGUGGAGGACCGGGAGGUGCGUCGGCAGCGCUCUGUCUCCAGGUCAGUCGCCCUAGAACACCAGACGCCUGUGAGUUCAAGAACUGCCAGUGCCUCCCCCACCCUUCCUCUGGGAACACCAUCAGCCUCCAUGUGCAGUCCCCUCGCAUUAAUAUCACCCACUGCACCACACUUUUAUUUCUUAUUUGCCCCAUUCCCAUUACCGGUAAUCCCAACCCAUUCCACCCAGCCAUCACAAACCAGCCCUGCCUACACCUCCCUUACCGUAACCAGCCCUGCACCAACCUCCCCUACCUUAACCAUUUCUGCCCCAACCUUCCCUACCUUAACCAGCCCUGCACCAACCUCCCCUACCUUAACCAGCCCUGCCCCAACCUUCCCUACCUUAACCAUUUCUGCCCCAACCUUCCCUACCUUAACCAGCCCUGCACCAACCUCCCCUACCUUAACCAGCCCUGCACCAACCUCCCCUACCUUAACCAGCCCUGCCCCAACCUUCCCUACCUUAACCAGCCCUGCCCCAACCUCCCCAACCUUAACCAGCCCUGCCCCAACCUUAACCAGCCCUGCCCCAACCUCCCCUACCUCAACCAUUUCUGCACCAACCUCCCUUACCUUAACCAUUUCUGCACCAACCUCCCCUACCUCAACCAUUUCUGCACCAACCUCCCCAACCUCAACCAUUUCUGCCCGCUCUCUCAUCCCUCCAACCUCCGGAUCUGUUAAACGGCGAGUCCAGGAGACAGUCAGGCCUUGGCCUGCACCCACUGCUAAGAAUAAAAAACUUAAAUAA